Anopheles nili is the source of this 887-nucleotide messenger RNA. Its product is annotated as zinc finger protein 250-like. The transcript has a single exon. The record is from RefSeq and is a predicted model, not a curated record. Lineage: Eukaryota; Metazoa; Arthropoda; Insecta; Diptera; Culicidae. The coding region runs from base 1 to 858 and encodes 285 amino acids. Gene Ontology annotation, biological process: regulation of DNA-templated transcription. Gene Ontology annotation, molecular function: RNA polymerase II cis-regulatory region sequence-specific DNA binding; DNA-binding transcription factor activity, RNA polymerase II-specific.
AUGGAUCCAAUCUCAGCUGAUCGCCCCGUCGUUCCUUCAUCAGAGCCGGAAAAGUGCUACAUUUGCGGCGAUCGAUUCCCGUCCGGGAUUGAGCUUGAUCGACACCUGGCCGAUCAGCACGAGGCUGAUCUUCUGCCUUAUAAGUGUGCCAUUUGUGGGCUCAAUCGAGCGCUUCCGAUUCGGUCGAUGCGUGCCAUCAAUCGACACUUUGCGCUUCAUGACGUCCUCGAGCGUCACCAUGAGUGUAGUUUCUGUACGCUGCGCUUUCGAACAGAACGCAACCUGCAAUCACACGUGCGGUUGUACCAUCGUGGUGGAACACGCAACGUGGCCACUCGAACUCGUGGUUCCGGAGGUGAACCUACACCAUCAACCCAUCAACUGCAGCCUCCAGCACCGGCACAAACCGAGCAACUGCAGUGUGAUCAUUGUGGCGCUAUCUUCACGACACGCACAGCGCUUCGAAGGCACGAAAACACACACACAUUGCGGGUGCGGUACGAGUGUGCUGAAUGUGGCAAAGAAUUUGCGAAACUGGACUGUCUGGCGCAGCAUGAACGCAUCCACAGCCAAACACGCCCGUACGCGUGCGAUCAGUGCGCUAGUGCGUUCAUUCAGCUAGCGCAUUUGCGUCUGCACAAACGCGCCCGGCAUAGUGGUGAACGGCCGCAUCGGUGCGGUAUUUGUAAUCGUGGUUUCCGGUGCCGAACGGCACUGACCGUACACGGACGCAUUCAUUCGGGUGAGAAGCCCUUCCGGUGUGCGGUUUGUGCGGUUCCGUUCGCCGAUGCAGGCACGUUGCGUAAACACGCGGCAGUGCAUCGGCCGAAAGCGCUAGUGGCCGCUAGAGGGCGCUAGCAGCGAUUGCAUUGCAACGUGGUGGAGAG